AUGGCCACCCUGGUCAAAGAAUCCCCAGAGCUGGUCAAGGCGGACCAGAAGCAGGCUGCGGCAGAGCUGGUGAAGAAGGAUCCUAGAAAGGCGGAAGCUGCGUUUAGAGAAAUCAUAUCAAAGGCCCCCGCGGCCACCUCAGACGCCGCCACGCGCGAGUACGAGACUGCGUUGAUAAGCUUGGGAGAACUCUAUCGGGAUGAGAAGAAGACCCAGGAGCUUGUAAACCUGGUGCGGGAAAGCCGGACAGUAUUCUCAUCCUUUGCCAAGGCCAAGUCCUCCAAGCUGGUUCGUCAGCUUUUGGACUUCUUCAAAGACAUCCCCAACAGUACCGACGUCGAAAUUGCCGUCACAAAAGACUGCAUAGAAUGGGCCACCGCCGAGCGCCGUGCCUUCCAGCGCCAGGACCUCGAAGUCCGCCUCGUCACCCUCUACAUGUCCAAGCAAACCUACUACGACGCCCUCACACUCAUCAACGGCCUCCUCCGCGAGCUCAAGCGCCUCGAUGACAAGCUCCGCCUCGUCGAAGUACAGCUCCUCGAAUCCCGAGUUUACCACGCCCUGGGCAACAUUCCCAAGGCCCGUGCCGCCUUAACGAGUGCGAGAACGAGCGCUGCCAGCGUUUAUACCCCACCGCUGCUGCAGGCCAACCUCGACAUGCAGAGUGGAAUGCUCCAUGCUGAAGAUAAGGACUUCAACACGGCAUUUUCCUACUUCAUUGAGGCACUGGACGGAUACCACACCCAGGAAGAGUCUAGCAAAGCUCAAGCUGCGCUGCAAUACAUGCUCCUCUGCAAGAUUAUGCUGAACCUCGUUGAGGACGUCAACCAGCUCAUGGCAUCCAAGCAGGCCGUCAAGUACGCCGGCAAGAACCUCGAGGCCAUGAAGGCCAUUGCCCGCGCCCACGCAAACCGAUCUCUGGAAGAAUACGAGCGUGCCCUGUCUGCGUACCGCUACGAGCUCGGCAGCGACACCUUUAUCCGCAACCACCUCCGCCGGCUCUACGAUGCCAUGCUGGAACAGAACCUCAUCAAGGUCAUUGAGCCCUUCUCACGAGUCGAGAUUGACCACAUUGCCAAGAUGGUGGGUCUUGACACCCAGCAAGUUGAGAGGAAGCUGUCACAGAUGAUCCUUGACAAGGUCAUCAUUGGUGUUUUGGAUCAGGGUGCUGGCUGCCUUAUUAUUUACGACGAGACGCAGAGGGACGAAUCAUAUGACGCUGCUCUGGCAACGAUUGAGAAGCUGAGCAAUGUGGUGGAUGUGCUGUACACUAACCAGGCUUCUAUGCUCGAAUAA
Molecule: messenger RNA, 1296 nt
Organism: Trichoderma atroviride IMI 206040
Lineage: Eukaryota; Fungi; Ascomycota; Sordariomycetes; Hypocreales; Hypocreaceae
Biological process (GO): ubiquitin-dependent protein catabolic process
Cellular component (GO): proteasome regulatory particle, lid subcomplex
Molecular function (GO): structural molecule activity
Source: RefSeq, a predicted model, not a curated record